AUGUUAUCGCAGAUUUGGAAAUCGUCAACGUCACCCACACCCGUACCAUCGACUAGUGCCCGGACACCAUCACCGGAGCACACGGAACGCUUGGAAAGGAGUCCGCGAAGAAGCCCACAACAACAUCGUGCCCCAGUUCGAUUGGAGCAACAUCAACGUCAGCUGUCGCCAGGACCUUCGGGAAGUCGUCAGCUUGUGCCGGAACAUCGCCGUCAGCCGUCUCCUGGACCUUCUGGAAGCCGUCAGUACGUGCCACAACACCGCCGUCAGCCGUCGCCCAGUUCGUCUGAGAGUCGUCAGUACGUGCCAGAACAUCGCCGCACCUCGUCUCCCAGUUCUACUGGCAGUCGUCGAUCCGUGCUUGCACAUCGACGUCAGCUGUCCCCCAGUCCCUCUGGAAGUCGUCAGUCCGUGCACGUUGAACGUCGCCCCAUGAGAUGUUGCUUCUGUCGUCAGCAGAACCACUAUUCAGCAGACUGCAAUGUCGUCACCGAGCUCAGCGACCGAGCAUUGAGAGCCGUCAACGAAGGCAGAUGUCUUGUCUGUCUCUACCUCCAUGCUCCAGGUUAUUGCCGCCGCGAAACUAAGUGCCGAUUCUGUGGAUCAAAAUACCAUCAUCCCGCAGUUUGCCCCAGAAGCCUUUAUUUGGAACGUGACUUCGACAUGGACUACGAUGCCUUCUUCAACGACAUGUACGAGUUAUACCUGGACUACUACCGCCGAAGAUCGCAAAGCUAG
Molecule: messenger RNA, 738 nt
Organism: Haemonchus placei
Lineage: Eukaryota; Metazoa; Nematoda; Chromadorea; Rhabditida; Trichostrongylidae
Source: the annotation of a GenBank genome assembly